Angiostrongylus costaricensis is the source of this 876-nucleotide messenger RNA. Lineage: Eukaryota; Metazoa; Nematoda; Chromadorea; Rhabditida; Metastrongylidae. The record is from the annotation of a GenBank genome assembly.
AUGGAGUACGAUGAUGACUUCCGCAUUAAAGUGUACGAUAUUGGUGGACACGAACGAAUUCGUGAUAUCUGGACGAAUUAUUUCGCCGAGCUUCAACAUCAUCGAGGUACUGCCAGUAAACCAUUUCUAGUUGUGCUGAAUAAGCGAAAACCCACAGAACUCGACGAUUUCGACUUUACUAUCAGUGCCGAUCUCAACGCUGUUGGCAUGGAACGUGGUCAGAUGAUAUUCGUCACGCAUGUGAACGAGUACAAGGGAGAGCUAGAUAAUGCUAAGCAGCCACCACCACCGGUAUCAAAAAAGUCCCGACGUAUUUCGAGCCCGUUAUUGACGCAAUUUUGCGUAUUCGUUGAUAAGAUAAUCGAGCACUACGUAUUUUUGUCAGAAGGAGUUCAAUCCGCUGAAAUGGCAUUAAAAUUACGCCAGCAAGCGGAACGUGAUGAACGGCGCAUACGACUGAUGCGUCAGGAUCAGGAAAGGAGGAAUAGCGAUAUCGCUGAACUAGACAGGCAAGUGAAAAGUCACUUAACUGAAGAGCAGUUUACACAUGCUUCUUCUAAUGGCGAUGUACGACAUGACACGACGAUGGGACUUACUCAAGAAAUGCUGCGAAACGAACAGAACCCUACAACGGUUGAGCCCGAACCGAAGGACAACACACAGAAAUCUGAUUCACCAUCAGUGUCCGACACUCAGUCACCAGUGGCCGAUUCACCUUGCCAACAGCUGUGGAACACCUCCGAGGUUUCUCAUACACCAAUUGCUCCACUCGCGCAGAACCCCCUACCACCACUACGGCCGAAUCGUACAAAAGUGACUCCUGCAAAUGGUAAGAUCAUUUUCUAUCGAUCUUAUCAACUGUAUCGUCUGCGUUAA